Microdochium trichocladiopsis is the source of this 1896-nucleotide messenger RNA. RefSeq names its product kinase-like domain-containing protein. The transcript has 3 exons. The record is from RefSeq and is a predicted model, not a curated record. Gene Ontology annotation, biological process: protein phosphorylation. Bases 1 to 1896 code for a protein of 631 amino acids. Lineage: Eukaryota; Fungi; Ascomycota; Sordariomycetes; Xylariales; Microdochiaceae. Gene Ontology annotation, molecular function: ATP binding; protein kinase activity.
AUGGCGGACGAGGCGAUUGCCAGCCACUACCAGGUUCUCGAAGAACUGGGUCGUGGCAGUUUUGGCGUAGUGUACAAAGGUAUCGAGAAGGCGACAGGCGAUAUUGUGGCCAUCAAGCAUAUCGACCUCGAGUCUACCGACGACGACAUCCAGGACAUACAAGCCGAAAUCUCUGUCCUGAGCACAUGCGCGAGCUCCUUCGUAACACAAUACAAGGCAUCUUUCCUCAGAGGCAGCAAGCUAUGGAUUGUCAUGGAGUACAUGGGUGGAGGUUCCUGCCUUGACCUCCUCAAGCCGGAGCCAUGCGUCUUUGCUGAGGCCCACAUCGCCAUCAUCUGCCGUGAGCUGCUCCGCGGGCUUGAAUACCUUCACGCCGAAGGCAAGAUCCACCGCGACAUCAAGGCUGCCAAUGUGUUGCUCUCCGAGAGCGGCAAGGUCAAGCUGGCCGACUUUGGAGUCGCCGCGCAGCUUACAAACAUCAAGUCGCAGCGCAACACGUUUGUCGGAACCCCGUUCUGGAUGGCACCCGAGGUUAUUCAACAAGCUGGUUACGACUUCAAGGCGGACAUCUGGUCCCUGGGCAUCACUGCGCUUGAGAUGGCCAACGGCGAACCGCCGCACGCCAAUCUUCAUCCCAUGAAGGCGCUCUUUCACAUUCCCAAGAACUCACCUCCUCGGUUGGAAGGCAACUUCUCCAAGGAAUUCAAGGACUUUGUGUAUCAGUGCCUGAUGAAAGACCCCGAACGGAGACCAUCUGCCAAGGAAAUGCUGAAGCACCGCUUCAUCAAAUCAGCUGGCAAGGUCGAAUCUCUACAGGAGCUUGUUGAACGUCGUCGCUCUUACGAUGCUGGCCUGACAAGGCGGAAGAACCGGGCCUUCUACCAGGAGACUCUCCGCUCUAUCUCGCCCAAGGACGAGCAGGACGAGUGGGUAUUCGACACUGUCAAGUCGGUCGCCCCUAGACGGCCAACAGUCAGAUCUAGAAAGCCAUCCUCUAUUUUCGCCUGCGAAGACGCGAUGCGCAAGCUCGACGUCAAGGAUGGUCCGCUCCAGCCUACUUCUCCCGCUUCUGGCACAGUGCGCAGGUCGACCGUGCGGAAGCAGCCCUCGCUGGCCCAGAUGUCUGGCACGGGCUCGGUUCGUGGGCCCCCAGCACCAGCUUUGCGGCGGCCCUUGCAGCCAGACAUGUCCUUUGGCAACUCGGGCUCCUCCCAGCGCCUCUUCCGGCGCGUGCCUUCAGACUCAUCAACGUCCGGUCACGUCUCGGGUACCAACUCUGGCGACGAGGCUGGAGACGAGAACCGCCAUCCAAAUGCCGUCGAGGCGAACAGCAAAGAGGCGCUACUUGGGCGCAGGCUCUACUCCAAGGCUCUUGAGCCGACGUUGGCCGAGCUCCAUGCUCAAACGUCCUGCAUGGUCAAACGGGAGGCGUUGGCGAAGCUCUCGGAUGCCUUUGCCGUUCUUAACGCUGUGGACCCCGAGGGUGCCCAUCAUCUCUUAAGAGGUCUCACCCUGUCCAUUGCGGAGGACUCAAAGCUGAACACCGCAUACCUGGCAAACAACACAUCGGGCAAGGAUACGCCAGAGAGCCAGUCGCCCAUGGGUACGGUGAUCAUCAAGAGCACGCCCACAAACCAGAGCCCCACAAAGCUGGUCAUCGCGCCCAACAACCCACACCUGAAAAACCACCGACGUAGGCAGGAAAGUCUUGCCAUCGAUGGCAACGGCAGCCCUACCAAAUCUGCGGGGCGCGAACGGAACUCCGAGAAAGCGGCGCUCCAAGCCAAGUUCCCGGGACGGGAGCCCGAACCUGGCAUGGAGCACUGCAAGCAGCUCUCAGAUGUGCUCUACAGCCGAUGGGUUGACGGCCUUCGCCUUCGCUGGCCCGCGGCUUAA